Molecule: messenger RNA, 1548 nt
Organism: Linderina pennispora
Lineage: Eukaryota; Fungi; Kickxellomycota; Kickxellomycetes; Kickxellales; Kickxellaceae
Product: clathrin adaptor, mu subunit
Exons: 8
Coding region: 1-1548 (515 amino acids)
Biological process (GO): endocytosis; intracellular protein transport
Cellular component (GO): clathrin adaptor complex; cytoplasmic vesicle
Source: RefSeq, a predicted model, not a curated record
AUGUCCAUCUUCGGUACUCUCUCGAACCAUCGCGACCCGAAGACCAAGGAUGCUGCGGUUCGCCACUGGACCGAUGUCAAGGCCAAGGCCGAUCCGGCCCUGCCCCUCGCCGGUCUGCGCCUGACUGCUGAGCAGAAGGCCAAGCUGGACGAGCUGCUCAAGGGUGCCAGCGUGUUCCCCGACGAGCCCACCGAGGAGCUGCUCCUGGCGUCCCUAGUGGUGGUUCCCGCAUUCACACGCUACCUGCACUCUGUUCCAUCGUUCAGCGACGCCGAGCCUGUGUGGAGCUCACCACUGGACAUGGUCUGUAUUCACAUUCAGCGCGGCGAGCUGAUCUACCUCGGAGUCGUAUCCCAUGAGGCGCCGCCGCUGGAAGUGCUCGAAUUGCUCGAGGGCAUAUCGCAGGCGCUGUCAGAGUACAUCGGGAAUUUGUCGGAGCUGACGGUGAAGGAAAACUUUGCAACAGUAUACCAGGUGCUUAGCGAGAUGGUGGACAGCGGCAGCGUGGUGACCACAGACAUGUCGGUGCUGCGUGGCCUUGUGCCGGUGCCCAAUAUGGUGAACCGGAUGAUCGAGAACGUGUCGGGAAUCGGGAUCCGAUCCGAAGUGAAGCCCGACAUCAACACAUCGUCGAUUCCGUGGCGGUCGCAGGGGAUCAGGCACUCGUCCAACGAGUUUUUUGUCGAUAUUGUGGAGAAGAUCGAUGCCAUCGUGGACAGCAGCGGGUCUGUGGUGGCUCCCGGACUGUCAGGCAUGCCGGAGCUGCUGAUGGUGAUGAACCGGCCCGAGAUCAUGGACGACGUCUCAUUCCACCCAUGCGUGAGGCUGGCCAAGUGGGAGUCCGAGCGUACGAUCGCGUAUGUGCCGCCUGACGGACAGUUCAAGCUUGGCUCGUUCCAUGUCGGCAUGGGUGCGUCGCCAGGAUCACUGCCAGUGUACGUCCACGCCAGCUGCACUACACAGGGCGCCAACCAGCACACGAUUGAGAUCUCGGCAGAGGCAGGUCAGUGUGGUGGCAAGAGCGUCGAAAAGGCAUACAACACCCGUGUCCAGUGCAAGCUGGUGAUCCAGUACUCGACAAGGCCAGGCGGCGAUGCGGCGACUAAUGGCGGCGGCGCGAGCACGCCGUCGUCUAUCACCGAGCCUACUGCAUCGGCGGUGUUUGUUGACUUUGAGAUUGCUGGGUUCUCGGCAUCGUCACUCAAGGUCGACUCGCUGAAGAUGUUACGGGAAGCGUACAAGAUCUUCAAGGGCGUGCGGUACGUAACCAAGGCAGGGUCGUACCAGUCCUCUGCCGCCAACAUAGACUUCGACUCGCCCGAGGCGGCCCAGUGUGCCACCAGGCACUGGGGCGAGAUCGUCGAUAUCAUCAACCCCAAGAUCCCGUCCAUGGAGCAGUAUCUGCCGUCGGAAAAGAUGGAGGAGGUGAAGGGCCUGUUGGACGGCAAGAAGGAGCUGUCGAAGGAUCAGGCCUCCGUGAUUUCGCCGGUGCUGCUGAACAGAUUCGGCGGCGAUAUCAUCUCCAAGUGCCUUGCGGAGCAAAAGUAA